Molecule: messenger RNA, 540 nt
Organism: Rhodotorula toruloides NP11
Lineage: Eukaryota; Fungi; Basidiomycota; Microbotryomycetes; Sporidiobolales; Sporidiobolaceae
Product: ubiquitin-conjugating enzyme E2 M
Exons: 6
Coding region: 1-540 (179 amino acids)
Source: RefSeq, a predicted model, not a curated record
AUGAUGAAGAUCUGGUCGCUGAAGCGGUCCGAGGACCAGGCCGCCAAGUCAAAGCCAAAGACGAGCGCGGCGCUCAUCCGCGUGCAGAAAGACUUGACCGAACUCGACCUCCCUCCCACCAUGAAGACCCACUUCCCCAACCCCGAAGACCUCCUCAACUUUGAGCUCACCAUCACGCCGGACGAGGGCAUGUACAAGGGCGGCACGUUCAAGUUCACGUUUGCGAUCAACAACAACUACCCCCACGAUGCGCCCAAGGUCAAGUGUGUCCCCAAGAUCUACCACCCCAACCUCGACCUCGAAGGCAACGUCUGCCUCAACAUCCUCCGCGAAGACUGGAAGCCCGUCCUCAACCUCAACGCUGUCAUGGUCGGAUUGCAGUACUUGUUCCUCGAGCCUAACGCCGAUGACCCGCUGAACAAGGACGCCGCCAACGACCUCCGACAGAACCGCGAGCGCUUCAUGCAGAAUGUCGCCAAGUCGAUGCGUGGAGGGUUCGUCGGGAGCGAGCAGUUUGAUGAUGUCAGGGUUGGGAGGUAG